AUGAGGAAAGAGAGAGACCUGGACAAAGCGCAGGUCGUCUACACCUCAGGGGAUAAGAGCUUUGAGCUGCAGGUGGCAGAGGACCGGCAUAAGGAGGUGGUGUGUGUUCUGAAGAGGCUCCAGUGGUAUGCUGAGAACCAGGAGCUGCUGGACAGAGACUCUGCCAGACUGAGGGCUGCCACCGCAGACACACACAAACGCACAGAGCAGGUGGAAAAGCUGAAGAUGGAGGUGGGGAAGAGAGCCAAUCAGAGUAAGACUAAAGAGCGAGCUGGAGACGCUAAGAGGAUACAGGACCUAGAACGACAGGUGAGUCAGUUGAGAAAUAUUUCCUGUGUGUGUGUGUAUGUGUGUGCGUGCAUGUAUCCCUGAAUAGCGGCACAUCCAGAGGCUGGAGGCGGAGCUAGAGAGCCAUGACGACGAGGUCAAACGCAGCCUCCGAGCCAUGGAACAGCAGUACCAGCGGAUUAAGGUCUGUCCAUACUCUCAGCUGAGUGGCACUGUUAUGUACUCAUACAGCUCUGUGUUACCAUUCCCUGUCACUAGCCCUCAGUCCUGUACCAAUUAGCACUCUACACAUACUUACAGCGACUUACUCCGACAUACAUGGCCUUGCUGUUAACACAACCGCUUCAAACUGCCACUUAGCUGAAGAUGUUCAUCCUCAACACAAAACACUCUGAAUGUCCUCUCUCACACAAAGGAAAGAUAAGAACAGUGAUGUGUCCUCGCUGUUCCCCCAGUUCUCUUCAUGUCUUUUCAGAGAGGGGUCAGAGGGCAAGUUCCAACAGCCUUGUACAACACUUGAAUUGACAGUUCUGUCCGACGCU
This is a messenger RNA of Oncorhynchus kisutch (coho salmon), 830 nucleotides long. Its product is annotated as centrosomal protein of 162 kDa-like. Gene Ontology annotation, biological process: cilium assembly. Gene Ontology annotation, cellular component: centriolar satellite; nucleoplasm; centriole. Bases 1 to 372 code for a protein of 123 amino acids. Lineage: Eukaryota; Metazoa; Chordata; Actinopteri; Salmoniformes; Salmonidae. The record is from RefSeq and is a predicted model, not a curated record. The transcript is spliced from 3 exons.